Messenger RNA from Gastrolobium bilobum, 2091 nucleotides. RefSeq lists its product as uncharacterized. The record is from RefSeq and is a predicted model, not a curated record. Lineage: Eukaryota; Viridiplantae; Streptophyta; Magnoliopsida; Fabales; Fabaceae. Bases 94 to 1953 code for a protein of 619 amino acids. Gene Ontology annotation, molecular function: calmodulin binding. The transcript has 2 exons.
AGGUUUGACAAGUGGUGCUCAAUAAAUGGAUCGAAUUCUGGUUGGAGACUAGACAUGGAGUCUCUGAAAUUGUUGCUUCAUCCUUGAUCAGUGAUGGCAGAGGAAACUAUUAUUGACCAGGAUAUGCCUGAGACUAUUGAGCCUGAAAAUGCUGAUAAGAUAGCAAAUCCUAAUGAGGGAUUAGCCAAGUCCAAGACAAUUGAGCCUGAAGAUGUUGAUGAGAAAGCAAAUCCUAAUGAGGGAUUAGCUAAGUAUGAGACAAUUGAGACUGAAGAUGUUGAUGAGAAAGCAAAUCCUAAUGAGAGAUUAACUAUAACAAAAGGUCCACCUAAGAUUCUUUCGCGUUAUCUUAGUGGUCCAAAGGGUUCCUGCCAUGAUUUAUGCAAAUAUGGCAUUCAACAUGCUGUUGAAGCUAAACCAUGGAGUAGACCAAAUAAAUGGGUUGCCAAAAGGGAAAGGAAAACCAAAGUUCCAGACGAAAAUGUAACUUCUUUGGCAGUGACAAAGAAACCAGGAAGCAGUUCAAAGCCUUCUCUAACUUCAAAAAUUGUAAAGCCCAAUUGUCCUGUUGACAUCAAGGAAGUAACAGAUGAAAAAACAGCCACUUCAGAGAAAAAUUCACCACCUUUUGAAGAAACAGAUGUUUCCAUGGAACAUUAUAGCAGAAACCUAAGCCAAGCAAGUGAGCCAUCUUCUCUCCCAGUGCAGGAAUGUUCCAAAAGUCAAACAAAAAGGGGAAUAGCCAAACACAAAAGUCCUUUAGGUUCAUGCAGCAGAAAGGAAACUGAAAGCAGAAGCAAACAGGCAAGGACAUCUUCAACUGGAGGCAAGGAAAAAUCACUGCCACCAAGUAUUCCCUUGCCUUCAAAAAAUAAUGUCAAGAAACCUUCAAGCUCAAGUGCUAAGACUGCCAAGAACUUAACAGGUGUGUCUUCUCUGAAAAAUCAUGAGAAUGUUGAAGAAGCUAAACCUGAACUAGCCAGCAAUGACACUUCUCCAGACAAAAUUUUGCACAUCAUUGAACCUACAUCCGCAAAUUUAUCUGAGGAAACUACUGUGGCUUGUGAUGCAACUAAGUUGUCUUCACCCUCACCUUCAUCAUCAAGGGACAAAAGCUUGAAAAAGACCAAUAAGAAAACUGGCAAGUCUGUGGUGUCUGCAUCUUCAAGGAAAGGCCUUAGACAUGCUGGGAACAAUGGCAAGUCUGUGGCACUCUCUCAUCUAUCCUCAGGGAACACAGGCAAGACAAAUAUGCAGCAUAAAGUGCGUAGUGCUUCACCAUCAUCAUCUAUUUCCCCAUCCAACUCUUCCAUUGGAAAAAAAAAUGGUGCUACUUCUAAGUCCAACAAUAAAGGACAAGGUGAAAAUGUGAAAGUGGGGUACAAAAUCAGGCCAAAAAGGAGUGCAAUAGUUGGGGUAGCAAAUAAAGCUAUUCCAGCCUGGAAGUUAACUUUUAGGAGAGGAAAGGUGAUUGAAAUUCAGCCUCAAAGCAACAAUGUUCCAAGGAGACUCAAAUUCAAGUCAGCACGCUUGCUUGGUAAUGACAUCCGGAGAGAUAUAAAUGGUACUAGAAAUAGGAUCAUUAAGAGUAAAGAAGUUGAUGAUGGUGAGUUAAAUGCUGCGAAUAUCAAAUCUGAGAAAGUUUUUGUUCCCAACCUCCAAAUUGUGGAAGGAAGUAAAAGGAGAAACGUUGGGAGGAAAGUUGGUGGAGAUAGAAGUAAAAUAGAUGGCUCAAAAUCAAUACCUGAUGAGAAAGUGGUUUUGAGGCAUCAAAAUGUGGAAGGGAAGAAACAAAACCCACGUUUGUAUAAUAAUGUGAUUGAAGAGACUGCAAGCAUGCUUGCUGAGCUAAGGAAGAGCAAGGUUAAGGCUCUAGUUGGUGCAUUUGAAACAGUGAUAUCUCUUGAUUCUCCUCGAGAGGCCACACCCUCCGAAGUAAGCACACCUUGUUAAGUUACCUCAGGUUUGUUAUGUGUUCAACAACAUAUAACCGUGUUAUGUAUAGAUUGAUAACUGUGUUAUAUAUGGGAGAAAAACACAAAAAAGAUGUGUUUCUGAUAGUGACUUUGGUCAUAAGCUUUGGCCUUUGUG